This is a messenger RNA of Thyridium curvatum, 1419 nucleotides long. RefSeq lists its product as uncharacterized. The record is from RefSeq and is a predicted model, not a curated record. Gene Ontology annotation, cellular component: membrane. The coding region runs from base 1 to 1419 and encodes 472 amino acids. Gene Ontology annotation, biological process: transmembrane transport. Gene Ontology annotation, molecular function: transmembrane transporter activity. NCBI's taxonomy places the organism in Eukaryota, Fungi, Ascomycota, Sordariomycetes, Thyridiales, Thyridiaceae. The transcript has 4 exons.
AUGACAAUGGAACACUCCAAAGAAGCCACUAUGGACUUGGACACAGUCCCGGGCAACACCGUCGACUUGCCUGAUUCCACCAUGGGCGCCAGCUCGAUCGUGAUAGAUCCCGUGCUAGAGAAGCGCGCCAUUGCAAAGUUUGACAAGUUUAUGAUGCCGCAAAUGGCACUUCUCAUGCUCAUUGCUUAUCUCGACCGGACCAAUAUUGGCAAUGCCCGAGUGUUUGGCUUUGAAGAGGGUCUGAAACUCGUCGGAACACAAUUCAACGACUUGUCGACAUUGUUCUACCCGACCUAUGUUCUCUUCGAGAUCCCGUGGGUUAUGGCCGUCAAGAGGUGGGGAGCCAACGCUGUCCUUGCCGUCGCCAUGAUCGGCUGGAGUGUCAUCACUAUCGGGACCGGCUUCAUCCACACCUAUCAGCAGGGCAUUGCCGUCCGCCUUCUUCUCGGCAUGUUCGAGUCCGGCCUCUUCCCCUGCCUUGCCUUCCUGAUUUCCACCGUCUAUUCCCGAGCCCAGCAGGCCAAGCGUAUCGCCGUGCUCUACGGUGCUAUCGCUCUUUCCGGUGCCUUCGGUGGGCUGAUCGCCUACGGCAUCCAGACAAUGGGCGAAAAGGCCGGUCUUGCGGCCUGGCGCUGGCUCUUCAUCAUUGAGGGCUGCAUCUCCAUCGUGGUCGGCUUGGCUCUCUGGGUCACGCUCCCCUUCGACUCCGAAAGGGCCUGGUUUCUCAACGCUGAGGAACGCAAUGUCAUGAGCCUGCGCAUCAAGCGUGACGCGGCGUACAAGGGCGACCAGAAGUUCGAGUGGAAGUACGCCAAGAUGGCCUUCACCGAGCCCAUCAUCUACAUCGCCGCCAUCGGCAUGUUCUGCUCGUCCAUCCCGCUAUUUGGCUUUACGACCUUCUUGCCAACUCUCAUCGUCGGUUUUGGAUACUCUUCGCUGCAGGCCAACUACCUCUCUAUCCCUGUCUACGUCUUUGCAACCCUGUUCCUCUGUCUCAUCGCCUGGCUCUCCGACAAGCUCAACAAGCGCGGUAUCAUCGCCAUGAUCGUCCCCAUCCCCGUUCUCAUUGGCUACGCGAUCGCUGUCGGAACCGGAAACCACGGCGCAGACUUGUUUGCCAUGUUCCUGGUUGCUGCUGGCGUCUACCCUUACAACACCCUCGUCGUCACCUGGGUGACGAACAACCUGCAGAACGACCACGUGCGCUCCGUCGGCAUCCCCCUACUAAUCUCGAUCGCCAACGCAUCCGGCAUCCCGUCGUCCCAGAUCUACCCCAAGAAGGACUCGCCGAGAUAUAUAAUGGGCAAUGCGGUCUCGCUGGCCAUGGAGGCCAUCGCGCUGAUCGCUGUCGGUCUGAUUUACAUCGUGGUCCGCAGGAGAAACGCAAAACAGGCCGGCGACUUCCAGUUGGCAGUAUAA